Molecule: messenger RNA, 2288 nt
Organism: Eutrema salsugineum
Lineage: Eukaryota; Viridiplantae; Streptophyta; Magnoliopsida; Brassicales; Brassicaceae
Product: glycerophosphodiester phosphodiesterase GDPDL5
Exons: 9
Coding region: 42-2231 (729 amino acids)
Biological process (GO): lipid metabolic process
Molecular function (GO): glycerophosphodiester phosphodiesterase activity
Source: RefSeq, a predicted model, not a curated record
GACAAAACUAAAAAAAAAAACUAAACAGUGAGAAAAUCUCCAUGACCAUGGCGUUCCCUAGUUUGGUUUUUCUGAUUCUGAUCCAGUUCUUCAUAUUUCAGACUGCUUCAGCAAGUUCUUGGCAGACAUUGAGUGGGAAUCCUCCGGUUGUCAUAGCUAGAGGCGGGUUCUCUGGUUUGUUUCCAGAUUCCAGUGAAUAUGCAUAUGAGUUGGUGAAUUUGACAACUUCAGAAGACGUAACUCUCUGGUGCGAUCUUCAACUAACAAAAGAUGGUGUCGGAAUCUGCUUCCCAAAUCUGAAUCUUGACAACGGUUCUGAUGUAGUGGACGUUUACCCAAAUCACAAAGAAAUUUUCUCUGUUGAUUUCACAUGGAAGGAACUCUCCAACGUGACAUUGGUCCAAAAUAUUGUCUCAAGACAAGCAAUUUUCGAUCAUGUUUCUUCGAUAUUGCCUACUGAAGAAGUAGCAAAAAUAGGAACUUCAGGCCUUUGGUUAAACAUUCAGCACAGUGAUUUCUACGCGCAACACAAUUUGAGUAUGAGAAACUCUGUUGUGUCUCUAUCAAGACGCAUGAAAAUCAAGUUCAUAUCUUCUCCAGAGAUCAGUUUCCUUAGGAACAUGAAAAAGGAUGUCAAUACGACUGUGACAAAGCUCAUCUUUAGGUUUCUGAAUCAAGACCGGAUAGAUCCCUUUACCAACCAAUCUUACGGCUCUCUUGCCAAGAACCUAAGUUAUAUAAAAACGUUUUCGUCUGGAAUUCUUGUUCCAAAAUCUUACAUAUGGCCCCUAGGUUCAGAUCUUUACCUGCAACCCCACACGUCCUUUGUCACAGAUGCUCAUAAAGAAGGUUUACAAGUUUUCGCUUCGGAUUUUGCCAAUGAUUUCGUGUUUGCAUAUAACUACAGCUACGAUCCAACAGCUGAGUAUUUAUCUUUCAUUGACAACGGAAACUUCUCUGUUGAUGGUUUCUUAUCAGACUUUCCGUUGACUCCAUAUCGGGCCAUCAGUUGCUUCUCUCAUUUGGACACCAAAAAGGCCAAGGAGCAAGCUAACGUAACUAUCAUUUCCAAGGAUGGAGCGAGUGGAGAUUUCGCAGGCUGUACUGACUUGGCAUAUGAGAAAGCUGUGAGUGAUGGGGUUGACAUUCUUGAUUGCAAUGUCCAGAUGUCGAAGGACAAGAUUCCCUUUUGUUUGAGCUCUAUAGAUCUUAUGAACAGCACUAACAUCUUCGAUACAAGCUUCAGGAAUCUGUCAUCAGUAGCUUCAGAGAUUCAGCCGAAUAGUGGGAUUUUCACUUUCAGCCUGACCAUGUCUCAGAUACAAACCUUGAAGCCUGUUAUUUCGAAUCCAUUUAGGCUAUCUGCUUUAUUCAGAAACCCAAGAAACAAAAAUCUUGGAAAAUAUCUUACAUUAUCCGAGUUCUUGUUUCUUCCAAAACGUUACAGCUCUCUCUCAGGCAUCCUGAUAAAAGUGGAGAAUGCAGCGUAUUUAGCAGAACAUCAAGGAAUUAGUGUGGUCGAUGCUGUAUUAGAUGAACUGAAGAAAGAUACUACUCAAGAAAGCCAGGCAAGUGCAAGAAGAAUACUGAUCCAGUCUACUGAUAAGUCUGUCUUGAUGGAGUUCAAGGAGAAGAAGAAAAUGAAUCAUGAAGAGCUGGUCUAUAGUGUCGAUGAAAAGAUCCAUGAUGUCACAGAUUCCGCAAUCAAAGACAUCAAGAGUUUCGCAGGCUCGAUUGUCAUCAACAGGGAUUCAGUCUUUUCCGGCAACGCAGGGUUUAUCACGCUUAAAACAGAUGUUUUUCCUAGGCUGAAUUCAAGCGGGCUUCGUGUUUACGUAGAGACUUUAAGCAACGAGUUUGUAAGUUAUCCGUUUGACUUUUACUCGGAUCCAACAAUGCAGAUAGACACCUUUGUCCGGGAUAUUAAGAUUCAUGGCAUCAUCACUGACUUCCCAGCGACCACUGCAAGAUACAGAAAGAACCAAUGUUACAGCAAGAUGAAUCUGUUUCGAACCGGUGAGCUCAUAACUUUCGGGAAUCCAUUGCUUGUUCCACCGGCUGGAGCUCCAUAUCCAUCACUAGUUGAGUCAGAUGUCACGGAACCACCAUUGCCUGAAGUAAGAAGUCAGCCUCCUGCUAUUGCACCAUCAAAGGCAGAGGGAGAAUCAAUAGAAGUUUCCUUUGCGGUUAUAACCAUGGCGGUUCUUGUGAGCUUCUUUAUCUCAGUUUAGUGUAAGUGCUUGUAACUGACUUCAACUGCAGUAUCUGCCAUUAUAUCUAUGAAGAAC